This is a messenger RNA of Scylla paramamosain (green mud crab), 3747 nucleotides long. RefSeq names its product RING finger and SPRY domain-containing protein 1-like. Gene Ontology annotation, cellular component: cytoplasm. The record is from RefSeq and is a predicted model, not a curated record. Lineage: Eukaryota; Metazoa; Arthropoda; Malacostraca; Decapoda; Portunidae. The transcript is spliced from 13 exons. Gene Ontology annotation, molecular function: ubiquitin-protein transferase activity; protein binding. The coding region runs from base 1190 to 2788 and encodes 532 amino acids.
GUAAUUUCAGCUCAGGUAUCUCUCCCAGGUAUUGUGUGGUGCUAGGUACAUUCUCGAUUAAUCCAGACAGGUCAAGCACGGCCUCUAAUUACCAAAAGAGUAGUUAAUGUUGGAUUAAUUAAGCGGAAAAUGGAAACCAGGAAAGAGAAAACUGCAAAGAUGAGGUACAAAUAUUGCAGUGACGCUUGACUGUGAGUGUGUGUGUGAGAGAGGGAGAGGGAAGGAGAGGAAAAACAGGAAAAGUGAAGAAAUGGAACAGAGAAAUGGAAAGGAAGAGACAAAAGUGAAGGAAGAAAGACAGUAAAUGUGAACAGGAAGACUGGGUGAUAAGAUUUUGAGUGAAAGAGAGAAAAAGAGAGAGACAGGAGGGAAAAAAGUGGAAUUUCUGUUGCAUUUAAUGAAAAUUUAAGUGGCAAACAGAUAUAAAAGAGAAAUAGAAACCAGUAGUGUGUUGAAAUCUAAAGAAGUAAGGAAAAAUAAGAUAAAGAAGAAACACUCUUUUGAAACCGUGAGUGAGAUUACAAAACACACACACACACACACACACACACACACACACACACACACACACACACACACACACACACACACACACACACACACACAGAUAUAAAAAGUAAGAGAGAAAAGAUAAACAUACCAGGAAUCUUGUAAAAGUAUAGAUUACAAAAAAAACACUCAGGAAACCUCAAGAUUAAGCUAAAAGAAAUAAUAAAUAAAAAUAAAUAAAUAAAUAAAUAAGAGACACAAGAAAAAAAGCACACAGGAAACUUGAAAAAAAAUAAUAAGCGAGAGAGAGAGAGAGAGAGAGAGAGAGAGAGAGAGAGAGAGACGCAAACAGGAAACUUUAAAUACCAAGAAAAGUAUAAUAAAAAAAAUAAAAAUAAACACACACACACACACACACACACACACACACACACACACACACACACACACACACACACACACACACACACACACACACACACACACACCAAGCAUGAGCACACAGUAUUUAAAGGGAAAUCGAGGGACAUCCUGGUCAUUCCCAUCCUGGCACACUGACAUCCCCUGCCAAUGAUGCAAGGGCCUAGAGUGGCUGAAAAGAGGCAGCCCAUUGGAGACUUUGGUUACCCUGUGCCCUGAGAUCCCUGAGCCCUGCCACGUCGGGGGCCAGCGAGGGGCAGAUGUGCAGCGACCGCCAGUGAUGGGAACGUGCUGUUGCAAGAACCAGCCUGACUCUGGCGCUGACGACGACAUCAUCAUCGACAGGAGGGAGAUUGAGUUUAUCUCUGGCACUGUAACGGAAGAUGGACUCAAGAGCAGCGCACUGUCCAACCUUACUGACAAGUACGUGCUGGACACCCUGGCCGUCAUCAGGACACUGGUUGACAAUGACCAGGACCCACCCCCGUCCAUGUUGAAGCUUCACUCCAUCGCGGACAAGGAGGCAGGCUGGCUGGUGGUGGUGAGAUCAAUGGUACAGGUCAUCCCACUCACUGACCCCCUUGGCCCGGCUGUCAUCACCCUGCUGCUCGAUGACUGUCCUCUCCCCAGCAAGGAGACAGUGGUUCACCUUUGCAAGUUCUUUGACCUGAGCGGGGAGAGUGCGUCGGAGAGCUGGAAGAACCCUCAGCUUCACCGCAACAUCUGUGUGGUGCUGGGCUGCAUUGCUGAGCGCCUGGCUGGACCUGCCUCCAUUGCCCUGCUCACCAACACCACCCUGGAGUACCUCAUUGCUCACCUGAAUGAAGACAAUCACCCGUGUGUCAUCCUCUUCGCCCUCAUUGCCCUGGAGAAGUUUGCACAGACCAGUGAGAACAAGACCAGUAUUAGUAAGAGACUUGGCCACGACCCCACCAACCCACUGAGGACCCUCGAGGGAUGGAUGUCACACUCAGAUUAUGUGCACAGACAAGUCGGGUUCUGCGCCCAGUGGUGUCUGGAUAACCUGUUUAUAUGUGAUGGUCGCCCCUACUCCUACGAGAACGUGGAUACCCAACACCUCAAUGCCAUGCUGAACAGUAAUGAUGUCAGCGAAUACCUCAAGAUCUCACCCGAUGGUCUGCAGGCACGUUGUGACGCUUCCUCCUUCGAGAGUGUGAGGUGCACGUUCCAGGUUGACGAGGGGGUGUGGUACUACGAGGCCACCAUCAUCACCGCUGGGGUCAUGCAGAUAGGCUGGGCCACCAAGGACAGCAAGUUCCUCAAUCAUGAAGGGUAUGGCAUAGGUGACGAUGAGGUGUCAGUGGCAUACGAUGGGUGCCGGCAGCUAUUUUGGCACAGUGCCCAGAGCCAGAGUCACAUCCACCCCAGCUGGAAACCCGGGGACAUCCUCGGGUCGCUGCUUGACCUCAACAAUGCCCAGGUCAUCUUCUAUCUCAACGGUGACCCCCUGCCUCCCCUCACCCAUGUUUUCAGCAAUGCUAUGAGAGGCUUCUUCGCGGCGGCAAGCUUCAUGUCCUUCCAGCAGUGUGAAUUCAACUUUGGCCGCAAGCCUUUCCUUCACCCCCCCAAGGACAUCCCCUUCCAGAGCUUCAAUGACCACGCACAGCUCAAGGAUGCAGAGAAGAUUAUCCUACCCAGACACAUUCGCCUGCAGAAGCUGAGAGCCAUGAGUGUUGAGGAGGGUGCCUGUACUCUCUGUUUUGAUGAGAGUGCCACUAUUGUGUUCCUCCCAUGCUCUCACAGGGGUUUCUGUGAGCGGUGUUCCCUGCAGCUGGAGAUCUGCCCGAUGUGCCGCCGCCACAUCAAGGAGCGCCAGAAGGUGGAGGAGAAGCUCAGCGUGAAGGAGGAUGUCACAUGACCGUAGGAUGAGACGAGACCACCGCGGCAGCAGCAUCUAACCACGCAGGGCCGAGGAGCAAGCUAAUGCCGGCACCUCCCUAGGGCUUGCGUGUGUGCAUGUGUGAGUGUGCAAGUGUAUGAGUGCAUGCCUUGGCUGUACAUGGGUGUAUAUAUAUAUCUCUAGAAGCUUCCAUGAGUAUCCCCUGUCAUGGCAUAAUCAAAUUUCGGAAAAUAUGUAACGGGCGUUUUUUUUUCGUUUUUUUUUCGUUUUUUUCUUCAUUGUUGUUGGGUUAGGUUAGGCUUGUUAUUGUUUGUUGCCUUCUUUUUGUUUGUUUGUUUGUUUGUGUUGCUCUUGAGUGGAUGGUUUGUGUAUGUGUGUGUGUGUGUUUUUGCAUGUUUAUUUCCUGUUUUCUUGUUGUUUGUUCCUUCUCCUCUACUUAUUCCCUUUCUCUUCCUCCUCCUCCUUUUCCUCCUUCAUCUCCUCCCUUCACAGCCUUGUAAAUAUGUAAAUAAAAACAAAAUCGGGAAGAAAAAGACAUGAAAACGACAGCUUGUUUUGUGCGUUAGUGCGUAUGCCUGUAUGCCCGCGACAAGAAAAUAUAAACACACUUCCUACUCUUGUUACUUUUCACUUAUAAACGCUACAGGAUAAGUAACACUGGCUUCCUUCCUUCCUUCGUUCUUUCCCUGACUUAGACUUAGCAUGACUGAGAAUCUUAAUAAUGAUAGGAAGGAUGAGAGAUGAAAGGAGAUUGCAUGUUUUUUUCUAUUUUCCUCCUCGCUCACAUGAUUACUUGGGUUUGUAUUGAAGGUGUUUGUACAGGCUAGUUUCCCCUCCCACUCUCAGCCUUCUUGCCCUGUGUCAAAGUACUGUGUGUGUGACGGAGAACUUAAUUAAAGGUAACUUGGUAUUUUUCAAAGGUGUUCCUGGGUUCUCUGUUUGUGAUGGCGCUGUGAGUCCUGAUCAGCUGUUGUGAG